AUGUGCCGAGGCGGGAGCUCCAUCCCGAGCCCGGGCGAGUUCCGCCCCACCAGCCCUGAGGACGAUGCCUGCCUGCCUUCCUCCUCCCUCCCCGUCCCCUUUCCUCGCGCAUCUGCCGGACUCGCCGGGUUCCUCGCGGGGGGCGCGGGUCUCGUCCGAUUCCUUGCGGAAGUUCUCUCGGGAAGCGAUCUGGAGCAACACGAACAGAAUCGGGCCCCUCGCCCGAAAACAACCGUGGCUGCAGCUUGCGGGAACCAAAAGCGCCUGGUGCCGCAGCUGCCGCCCCCGAAGCGGGAAGCUGCGCGCAGCCACGGAUCAGAGCGGGACGCUGGUCCGAACGGCCGCGGUUGGGUUGCCCCGGUGGCGCACGCGACAGAGACCCUGGUGGCGCACUGGAACCUCUACCUCAACCUGGCCGGCUUCUUCGUGGGCCUCUUCUCCGUCACGCUGCUGGGCCCCUGGAGCGACAGCGCGGGCCGCCGGCCGGCCCUCAUCCUGCCGGCGCUGGGCAUGACGCUGCAGGCUGCCGUCUCCCUGGCGGUCAUGUACCUGCGGCUGCCCGUGGUCUACCUGCUGCUGGGCCGGCUGCUGAGCGGCCUCUCGGGCGACUACACCCUGCUCCUGGCCACCUGCUUCGCCUACGCGGCCGACACCAGCGACCGGCGGGCGCGCACCUUCCGGGUGGCCGUCCUGGAGGCCUGCCUCGGCCUGGCGGGGAUGGCGGCCAGCCUCAUCGGCGGGCGGUGGCGCGAGGCGCAUGGCUACGUGGCCCCGUUCUGGCUGGUCGUGGCCGCCAGCCUCGCCGCGGCCCUCUACGCGGCCGUCGGCCUGCGGGAGUCGGUGGCGCGGCCGCGGCCCGUGGCGCUGCUCUCGCUGCGGCACUACCGGGCCGUGUGCCGCCUGUACGGGGCCCCCGCGCGGGGCUGGGCCCGGCGGAAGCUGGCGCUCUACUCCCUCGCGUUCUUCGUCCUGGCGACGGUGCACUUCGGGACCGCGGAGCUCCUGGUGCUGUACGAGCUGGGCCCCCCGCUCUGCUGGGGCCCCGGGCUGGUGGGCUACGGCCUGGCGGCGCACUACCUGGCCUACCUGAGCAGCCUGGCCGGCCUGCGGCUGCUGCAGGGGUGCCUGGCAGACGGCUGGGUGGCCGAGCUGGGGCUGCUCUCGAACCUCGCCGGGCUGCUGGCCAUCGCGCUGGCCGCCACGACCCCCGUGAUGUUCACAGGCUACGGGCUCCUCUUCCUCUCCAUGGCAGCCACGCCGGUGAUCCGCUCAAAGCUGUCCCGCCUGGUUGACGAAACGGAGCAAGGUGCCCUUUUUGCUGCCGUGGCCUGCGUGGAAGGGCUGUGCCUCCUAGUGGCCACAGGGGUGUUCAGCUCCCUUUACCCGGCCUCGCUGAGCUUCAUGAAAGGGUUCCCGUUCCUGCUCGGAGCCCUCCUCCUCCUCGUUCCAGUCGCCAUCAUCGGGUGGAUAGAAAUUAAGGACUCGAAACCGGAGUACAACCGCUUCACGGACGUGGCCAGCCCAGCGCAGAACGAGGAGCACCAUCGCGCCGGAUGAAAUGGUUUGACCGGGCCGCCUUGAAAUGGACCGGAACAGAAGCACCUUCCUUUGGGGCCUUUCCGGGUGAAACCUGAGGAAGUCCCGGGGAAAGGCGAAGGCAGGCACGCACGUGUCGUGAGAGCAGGAUAAUGAGGACUAGAAACGUGCCUCGUGCUUGACCCCAGAUGGACGGCACCGCUGGACGGGCAGGUGCACAAGCGGCAGGUGCCUGUCCCACAUGGCUGCGGGCCUCGCUCCUUCCAUGCCGCGCUCUUCCCUGGGAGAGGCCGGCCACUUCCCCGGGGCAGCAGGUUCAGACCUUUCCAAGGCCUUUUCCAUCUCUGUCAAAGAGCGACAAUAAAAUUGUAAAACUGGGGCGUGA
Messenger RNA from Varanus komodoensis (Komodo dragon), 1921 nucleotides. It is a transcript of the gene SLC46A1, whose product is annotated as solute carrier family 46 member 1. NCBI's taxonomy places the organism in Eukaryota, Metazoa, Chordata, Lepidosauria, Squamata, Varanidae. The coding region runs from base 1 to 1557 and encodes 518 amino acids. Gene Ontology annotation, molecular function: transmembrane transporter activity. Gene Ontology annotation, biological process: transmembrane transport. The record is from RefSeq and is a predicted model, not a curated record. Gene Ontology annotation, cellular component: plasma membrane. The transcript has 6 exons.